CUGGGGCUAAAGGCUUGUGAGUUGUGUUCCGCUGUCUGCGCAUUUCGGCAGAGGGGAAUCGCCGAAUCGGGUCGGAUCUCUUGUCAGAUGCUCCAGGGGGCUCCAGAGCUGCUUUCAUCCUUAUUCGGGCCUGCCUGACCCUCCGCAGCUUGGCCAGGGGCCCCCAUCACGGUGCUGCAGUGCAUCCUUGACCAUCUGCGCAGACAUAAUGGGGAAUCCAGGUCGUGGGGGCACCGCCACGGCUUCCCCAAUGGAGGCGGCUUCGCCCCUGGCCAUGGGGGCCAAGGUGGGCCCUUUGCCAGCCCCCCACCCUGGUGGGUACAGCCCGCAACUGCGCAACCUGAGCUGUAGCAUGGAGAGUGCAUGGAUCGGGUCUCCUCCAAGCUGGCCCCAGGCACCCGUGCAGUCCGCUAGCUCAAUGGGCGCACCCACCCAGAAUGGGGAGGAGAGUCCACCCUCGCAGGGACCCCCUGAGACAGAAGCGGAUUGCCCACUUCUAGACUGGAGCAGCGUGCCUGCAUUGACGGGCGGGCAGAUCAAGCAGAUGCAGGAUGUGGCGACCAGGGGGGUGCUGUGGGCUGCCCCUGGAGACGGGAAGCGCCACGCGAUCUUGGAGCUGCAUUACCUGGGGGACGUGGAGGCGGAUGGCAACUGCCUCUUCACUGCCAUCGCACGGUGCCUCGCUGCAGAGGGGCAACGGUGCAGCUCUGCGGAUGUGCGUGCGCUGGCGGUCCGGCGCUUCCUCGCGGACUAUCAAGGCGGGGCCCUGGAUUGCGCGCAGACAGAUCUGCUGAUUCGCAACUUGUACUCGCCAAAUUUGGAGGCGGGGUGGGGUGUACACGUGCUGCAAGAGGUGAAGCUGCUGGCCAAGCGCUCGGAGCGGGCGGCAAUGGAUGCGGCCAUCCAGGAGCUAGUGGCCACCGGCAUGGCGCGCGAGGCGGCGGCGGGCGCCAUCCUGGCGGAGCGGUGUCAGCGCGUGGAGGACGGCCCAGCGUGGGCAGCGUACAUGCGGUGCGCCGGGGGGGCAACGGACGAGCACGACAUUGUGACGCUGGUGUUCACUCAUGAGUCUCUGCUGAGUGUGGAGGAGAACACGAGCGGCAGGGCGGCCGCGUUUGGGGACGACAUUGCGCUGGAGAGCUUGGCCUCAGAGUGGCGGCGCGAGAUCACAGUGGUGCAGUCACACCCCGGCGCCAGCCCCGAGGAGGAAGGGCAUCUCUUCUUCUUACCGCACAUGCCCCGCCACUCGGCCGGCAAGAAACCAAGCGUGGCUCACUGGCCCAUCUUUCUAUUUAUGAAAGGCACUGAUUGGUGUGCUGGGGGCUCAGACCAUUACGAACCAGUUCGUGCCAAAUCGCGACGAGACCAGACUGGGAAGCCUGCGUUUGUGCUCUAACUACUAACUGCGAUAUAUACUGCAUUAGAUUGGCCAUCCGGACCGUUCUUGAUUCUUAAACGUUUUUGUCGAGUUGCAAAACAUGGAAGCAGGUCGCUUGUGUUUGUUAGCAACCUGGAUUUGCUGAACUGGCUGUGCAGAGUUUGCAUGUGUUUGUUACCUAGUGGUGUUGAUGGGACCAUCUGUGUUGAAGUUCCAGGAUUGAGCCUGGGGCAAGUCCUUUUCAAAUGAUAGGCAAUCGUACCACAUUGAUGAGGUCAGUUUUGGCAACUCUAGACUUGUCGUGUACAAGAAUACACUGUGUUGUUCUAUUUGAUUGAAAUUGAACCUUCAUAUCAUUCAAGCCAAAGUGGCCGCCGCAGCUUAGGCUCGGGCA
This is a messenger RNA of Klebsormidium nitens, 1772 nucleotides long. The record is from the annotation of a GenBank genome assembly. NCBI's taxonomy places the organism in Eukaryota, Viridiplantae, Streptophyta, Klebsormidiophyceae, Klebsormidiales, Klebsormidiaceae.